Molecule: messenger RNA, 372 nt
Organism: Trichosporon asahii var. asahii CBS 2479
Lineage: Eukaryota; Fungi; Basidiomycota; Tremellomycetes; Trichosporonales; Trichosporonaceae
Exons: 3
Coding region: 1-372 (123 amino acids)
Source: RefSeq, a predicted model, not a curated record
AUGGGCUCCAACUCGAACAUGAUCCCUGCGACGCAGGAGGACAAGGACGCGUUCCAGCAGGGAAUGCUCAGCAACUACUCGAAGGGCAUGAUCAAGGACAUCGAGCCGUACGCGUACGACCCGAUUCCUGCUGUCAACGCGAAGGGCGGGCGAAAUGUUGAUGGAUGGCGAUCAGUUUUUGUCGCGACGGUCCAGAAAGACUGGACGAACGGUCUCGGAAACCUGCACGGCGCCGCCGCCGCCUGGAUCGUCGAUGUUAUCUCUUCCGUUGCCAUUGCACCUCUCGCUACCGACACGUGGUGGGGCCCGCCCAUGCUGACUGGCGUAUCGCUCGCGAUCGACAUGCUGUACUUCAAUGCGGCUCCUGUGUAA